GUGCUGGGUUAUCCGCCACUUCUUCGUCGGCAACGGCGGAAGACGCUGCGCAUUCGUACGAAGCGAAUCGCCUCAAUUACCCUUCUGGUCAUGUCUCUCUGCCUGCAGCUGCAGCGAUGAUUGCCGCACAACAAGCCAUCUAUCCUCCUCAGGGUCAGUCGUCACCGGCGAUGCAUCCACCCGCGGCCGUGGCUCCAACGACUGCGCCUGAAGAAGAGCCUCUGUAUGUCAAUGCAAAGCAGUAUCACCGUAUCCUGAAGCGCAGAGCAGCACGUUUCAGACUGGAAGAAAUGAACAAACUUGCCAAAGCUCGUAAACCUUAUCUACACGAAAGCAGACAUAAACACGCCAUGCGACGCCCACGCGGCCCCGGUGGACGCUUUUUAACGGCCGCCGAAAUCGCUGAGUUGGAAAAGAGCGGCAAACUGCCAAGUUCUGGCAAUAAAGCAGACGACAACAAUGACAUCAAACAAUCCAUCAAGCGAGGAGACAACGACAAACAACAAUCAUCUCAACAACCGUCUCCACAUCAAUAAAUUUCAGCAGCAGUAUUAAUAUCGAUGACAACUCAAAAGCUAGGCUGACAGGGUUGUGUCAUGAUAUACACAAUCAUAUUCUCUCUCGCUUUGUUUUCCCGUCAUACAAACGAGAAAACAAAAACAAAAAAACAAAAAAAUCCUGAUUCUUAUUACUUUGCUGCCCAAGCAACUUUGCGUUCCUGUUUACCUU
Molecule: messenger RNA, 729 nt
Organism: Radiomyces spectabilis
Lineage: Eukaryota; Fungi; Mucoromycota; Mucoromycetes; Mucorales; Radiomycetaceae
Product: CCAAT-binding transcription factor (CBF-B/NF-YA) subunit B-domain-containing protein
Exons: 5
Coding region: 117-536 (139 amino acids)
Biological process (GO): regulation of transcription by RNA polymerase II
Cellular component (GO): CCAAT-binding factor complex
Molecular function (GO): DNA-binding transcription factor activity, RNA polymerase II-specific; RNA polymerase II cis-regulatory region sequence-specific DNA binding
Source: RefSeq, a predicted model, not a curated record